GAUGGGACAAAAUAAUUAUUAGAUCUAGGCAACUAGUUACUGAGUAACUUUAACUGAAACCUGCGGUUCACAACUUGUUAGAUGGAUACUUGACAUGAAGCACUCGUUUCCAUAUAAAAACAAUGAAGAACUAUCUUAGCACAUUAAUAGGAGGUAGCAUCUAUGUCAAAGUUCUGUGACUUGCAAAUCCACAUUAAUGAUGAGGAAAUAUUCCUUAUAAACAAGAACUUGAUAUCAAAAUAUUGUGGAAAAUUGAAGAAAAUAUUAAAUGGUGAAAAGAGAAUACUUCAUAUCAAUGAUUUUCCUGGAGGGCCAUAUGGAUUUGAGUUAGCUUUGAAAUUUUGUUACAACAAUGGAAAAAUCUUCAUCAAUGUGUCCAAUGUUCUUAGCCUUUACUCUUGUGCUCUUUAUCUUGAAAUGAAUGAAGAAAUUUUCACCAACAAUCUCUUACAACAAACACAAACAUUUCUUGAUGAUGUCUAUUAUUGGAAAUGGAAUGAAAUAAUAGUAAGUCUCAAGAGUUGUGAAUGUGAGAAAUUUUUUACAUAUGCAAAUAGCUAUGGUUUUUUGGAGAAGAUUAUUUUUGUACUAGUUGCAAAGUUGGUUCAAAAUUCUGAUUUGAGUUUCAUCGCUUCGUCGUCUUCGUCGUCGUCAUUGUCGUCUCCGGAAAAUAAUUUUCCAAAGAGAAUCUCUUUUUCAACCCGAGUUUGUUCUCCGAAGAUAAAUGUUUUAGAUUGGACCGAGAUUCAGGUCGGAUCGAGAAAGAAUUUAACUUUUCACAACAAAACAUGGUGGUUUGAUGAUUUGGCUACUUUACCACCAAAGAUAAUUGAGAAGUUUCUUCAAGGAAUUGGAGCUUAUAAAAGUGAUAAUAAAAAUUUAAUUGUCACAAGAUUUUUGCUUCAUUAUUUGAAAAAAGUUACACCAAGUUACAAAAAUAGUAGUCUUGGAGAAACAGCUGCUUAUGGAGUGAUAAAAGUUGGUAGCAAGAAUUUUUCAUGUAGAGGACUUUUUUGUGUGUUGAGGAUUUUAUCAAAGUUUGGAAUAAGUGAAGAUUGUAGAAUGGAAAUUGAGAAAUUGAUUGGUGGAAUGUUUGAGAAUGCAACAUUGGAUGAUCUAUUAGUUUGUGGACAUGAUAAUGGACUUUACUAUGAUGUUAGUUUUGUGAUAAGGUUGGUUAAAGUAUUUGUUGAAAUCAAUGGAUGUGAUGUGGUGAAAGUGAGAAAAGUUGGUGGAUUGAUUGACAAGUAUUUAAUUGAAAUAUCAGCUGAUCAGAAACUUAAGAUCUCUAAGUUCUUAGAAGUUGUAGAGUGUCUGCCUGGUUUUGCUAGGGAUUGCUUUGAUGGAGUUUAUAGAGCCAUUGACAUCUAUCUUGAGUCUCAUCCAAUGAUUGAAUUUGAGGAGAGUUCAAGAUUAUGUGGAUGUCUUAAUUACAACAAACUCACCUUUGAAGUUUCCAAAGAACUAGCCAAGAACCAAAGAAUACCUCCAAGGAUUGCAAUGCAAGCUCUUAUUUCACAACAAAGAAGUGUUCCAUCAUGUGAAUAUGCAAAUUAUGAAAGUGAAAUCAUUUUGUAUUGUGAAGAUGACAAAGAUGGGUUCUUGGAAGAGAAAGAAGAUGUGAGAAUGAAUCUAGAGAACAUGCAAUGGAGAGUGAAGGAAUUGGAGAAAUUGUGCAAGGAAAUGAAGGUUCAAAUGUCCAAAUUCAAUGGUUUUAAUGUAUAGAACUUCUUUAAAAUGUGACAACAUUUUGUGAUUGUCCUUUUUGGGUUUAUCACUAUCCAACAUAUAUUUUGAGAUAGUAUACAAGAUUUCUUCAAUAUUA
Messenger RNA from Lathyrus oleraceus (garden pea), 1825 nucleotides. Its product is annotated as BTB/POZ domain-containing protein At3g19850. The record is from RefSeq and is a predicted model, not a curated record. Bases 163 to 1725 code for a protein of 520 amino acids. NCBI's taxonomy places the organism in Eukaryota, Viridiplantae, Streptophyta, Magnoliopsida, Fabales, Fabaceae. Gene Ontology annotation, molecular function: protein binding. The transcript has 4 exons.